Molecule: messenger RNA, 4591 nt
Organism: Pectinophora gossypiella (pink bollworm)
Lineage: Eukaryota; Metazoa; Arthropoda; Insecta; Lepidoptera; Gelechiidae
Product: cell cycle control protein 50A-like
Exons: 8
Coding region: 117-1334 (405 amino acids)
Cellular component (GO): endoplasmic reticulum; plasma membrane; Golgi apparatus
Source: RefSeq, a predicted model, not a curated record
CAGGCUCUGCACAUCUUUGCUUUGCUCUUUGCAGAAUACUGUUUUGAAAACGCAAAGCAUGCGAUGCAUUAUUCUUGAAUUCUAUUUCAUAGAAAAGUGAACACUUAGGAGCAAAUAUGUGUACGUGGAUUAAAAAUACAGCCUUCACCGAAUAUUGCCGUAAAAUUUCUAAACAAUGGUUUUUGAUCUGGUUGGUAGUAGCGGGUUUGCUUGUGGUAGUUGGUAUUAUCCUCGUAUGUGAAGUUCCAAGUAAUAAUAAUAAUGAGGUAACUAAACAAUCAUUCAAAUAUGAAAACAUAGAAUCGAUAAGCUACACUAACUGUACAGAUGAUAAUGACAGAGUAUGCCAUGAGUACAUAGAACAUACAAACGAUACUUGUACUUGUAUUGAAUAUUUUGGUAUAACAAAAGAUUGGGAAGGCGACUUAGUCGUGUUAUAUGAACUACCCGACUUCAAUCAAUCGUCAAUUGCAAAGGAACAGAAUUACUUUUCAUCAAGGGACGACUUGCAGUUGAACGGUGUUCUGUCGCCGAACGUAUCAGAAGCAUGCGAGCCGUAUGCGUAUAACGAAGGCAAGCCGAUAGCACCAUGCGGGGCUAUUGCCGACGCCAUGUUUACAGAUGAAUACUCGAUCACGUGCGGGAAAAACCCCCUACCAAUGUUGUACACCGGACUUUUAUUGGACAGUGAGAAGGAAGGCUUCAGAAAUCCUCCCCCAAAGGACGAUUUACAAACAGCUUUCCAGAAUUUCUCGAAGCCAAAAAAUUGGACGAAAAACAUUUGGGAGCUUCAGAGUACAAAUAAAGGUUUCGAGACUGAAAGAUUCAUAGCGUGGAUGAGGACCGACUUAGCUCGCAAACCCAUUUGGCGUCUAGACCGCUCCAAAGAGCCGUAUACUAAAGGCUUAACUGGAUUGAAGGGGUCGGAAUGCAGGAUCCGCAUUAGAUAUAACUACCCGUAUUCCCGAUAUGCUGGAGAGAGAAUAGUGAUCGUAGCACAAAGAGUUACAGUUAACGAAACACAAAAAUUAGAGGAAAAGACGAAUUCAUCAAACUCCAAUCUUACAAGUGGAAUAAUUUUGAUAAUUAUUGGAGUACUAUUUGGCGCGUGUGGGUGGCUGCUCAAGAGAAAAGAGACGGAAGUGCUACGGCUGUUACCCUGGUUGAAAAAGGACUCCGAACCAAAACUUCAAGACAAGGAAGUUGCCAACGCGCCACUGGCUGAAGAUAAGAAAGACGAAAAGAAAGCAACAGUUGAAUCUCAAUUGAUAGACCGCGGGAAGCCCGGCGAUGGUUCUAGUGCUGGUGAUAGUGCAGUCCUACCAACAAGUUAACAUAACACACGUCAUUGCAUCACGCUUCUAUCCCCAAAGGGGUAGGCAUAGAUGUUUAGUACACCCACUCCUAUUGCCUAUUGCCAUUGACCGGGCCAAAUUCUGGAAACCACGUGAUAUCAAUUAUCUACAAUCCGAACAUGAAUUCAAACUCAUAAAGACGAUGUAGUUGAAAGUUGAUGGUGGCACUAAUUUCUGCAGACAACCCCGAAUUUUAUUUUAAGUUAUACCUAUCAUUUUCUUAUUUACCGAAAAGGAAAGGGACGGAUGAUUGACAGAUGUUAAUUUUAAAAUGAACGAGUGAAUGAAUGAAUAACCCGGAAGAAUAAAAUAGGCAUCAUCGGUAUGCAACCUCUUUAACGUUUGCUGUCAACUUAAUUCUGUUGUAUUUUUGGCUAAUGUAAAAUUUUGAGAGGGUUGUUUGAAUUUGUGCCUGAAAUUGACUUGUGUCCCAUAAAUUUUAUACUUUUCGACUAAGAAAAUGACAAAUAAGUGAACAUAAAACUAGAUAGUGUCUACAGGAAUUAUUAUUAUUAGCACCAUUAAAUUGCUGCCGAUUCUGGCGGACAAAAAUAAAUCUUUCAGUCCGACAGGACAAAAAAAAUAAUGCCGUCCUUUACUUACUUACGAUUAGAGCAAGAAAGAGAUAGAGCCAGAACUGUCAAAAGUUAUUGUUAUUAUAUUAUAUUUUUGUCUGCCGAGAUCAGCAGCAAUCUAAAUAUAUAAAAGGAGAAACUUCUAUGCUGUUCUGGGAGCAAAUAAAAAACAUAGAACACGUUCAGCUGCUUGUCUUCCCGGGCAUGUCGUAAAAACCGACAGAGGGAUUGCGUCCUCUAACAUGAUGGACUAAUGUUAUGGGCGAUAGGCUGAUCCCUUAUCACCAUAAGGUUCAUCAUAUCCAUCUUGGGACUUCGUAUCAACAGUGGCUGCAAGUUGUCUUUGAUUACUUGUGGCUCUGCCCACCCCAUUUGGGAUUACGGGCGUGAGUUUAUGUAUGUAUGUAUGUAGAUCAGCAGUAAUAUAAUAAUAAACUAAAAGAAAGCGGUUAUAUCCACUUGCUAUUAAAUCACGUCGCGGAAGUGUUAAGUUGACUUACACUUGCGCAAAUUUAUUUUAUUGAUAUUUUUGUAAAUAAUAAGAUAAGAACUAAACGUUUGCACUUAUUGGAAACUAUUUAUAAACAUUUAUUUGUGUAUUUAUAGGCUACGUACGUUAGAUUGCCUAGAUUAGAAUUACAAUGCAAAAGAUAACUUAACCCUUUCACGGGCAGAUACCAUGUGUCAUCGAUGGUUCAUAAUAGUAUGACACCUUGGAAUUGAAACGUCAUUAGACGUUCUGUCUUUGAAAGUGUUAAUUUACAUAAAACCAAAGAAAUAAUGCAUUUAUACAAACAGAACAAUAUAAGUGAAAUCAGAGGCCUUACUGUUAAACAGCCAAUUUGCUCUAGUCCAGUCUAAGAGAGCUAUAGUAAUUAUAAUCCAGAAAGGUAAUAUUUAAACUCCCAUAAUCUAUGUUCAUAAUUUUAUCUUUUCGGCAAUGUUACAGCAAGUUGAUUAAUGUAGUUAAUCAACACAUCUCAAAAAAAGACUGCAAAAUAUAUUUUAUAUUUUAAAUAUAUUAAUAAAAACCUAUUCUAUAUAUAUUAUUUAUUUGUAUGUAAUGAACGCAUUAGUGAAUUGAUAUGUUAUUGGUAAGUGUAAAACUCUAAAUAACUCAGCUGAAGAUAUUGUAUUCUUCUCUGUGUGUAUAUUUUAUAUUCGAUUAAAUAUACCAUUAAGAAAUAUAUGAAAAAAUAUAUACCUAUUGUGUUUAAUAGUAUGCAGGCGAUGUAUUGUCGAAGUAUGCAGAGACAGACGUAUAAGGUAAAACCUGACACGACGUUUGUACAUAAAAAGGUGUAUAAACCAUAAUUUAUGUAUACUGGGUGUUAGUGACAUCGUAACGAAUACUGAGGGGGAUGAUUCAGGCCAUGAUUCUGAGUUAAAAUCAAGUGGAAUUUUCCGUCGCAAAAUUCAUGAUUUUUUUAAUUAUUUUUUUAAUUAUUUUCAAUUCUAUAAUUUUGCGAUCAAAAAUUCCACUUGAUAUUAACUCAGAAUAAUGAGCUAAAUCAGCCCCCUCAGUAUUCGUUACGAUGUCACUUACACCCCGCACCAGUACAUACAGGUAGCCAUACAAGUAGGUAUGGGUGUCAGUUACACCGUAACAAAUACUGAGGGGGAUGAUUCAGACCAUGAUUCUGAGUUGAUAUUAAGUGGAAUUUCCUGUCGGAAAAUUCAUGAAAAUUUUUGUGUUUUCUUAAAUUAUUUUCCAUUCCAUACUUUUGCGACGGAAAAUUCCACUUGAUAUCAACUCAGAAUCAUGGCCUGAAUCAUCCCUCAAAGUUUUCGUUACGAUGUCACUAACACCCUGUAGAUAGCCAGACCCUCAAAUCAUCAUGUACAAGUAUUAUCAUUAACAACUUUAUUAUCUUUACUUAAGGUACAGUGUUGUUGCCUCAACUUCGCAUUAGUGAAUUGAUAUGUUUGUAAUUUAGUUAGAUAGCUUUGUGCCAUCCAUCAUCAUCAUCUCCCUAGCAUUGACCCGUAUUCACAAGGUCCGCUUACCCAACCUGAGGAUUUGACAGGUCCGGUUUUUUACAGAAGCGACUGCCUGUCUGACCUUCCAACCCGCGAAGGGAAAGCAGAAGGACAGGCAGACGCCUUUGUAAAAAACCGGACCUGUCACAUCUUCAGGUAAGGUAAGCGGACCUUGUGAAAAACUGAUGAUGAUUGACUAGCGAAUAGGGAAUCCGAGCAAAGAUUAUAUAGGUAUGAAAACGGCAUACAAGGGGUUUCAAAUGCAGUUUUCCCGCCUACAAGCCCACCUACUAGCCACAUAAAUUAAUAAAAUAUAAUAAGGCCCAUGCCACAAUUCACAGUAGCCUGCAUUCCUAUUUUGUACCUUUGUCAGCUGCGGUGGACAAUACGUUUCUGUCAAAUUCGUGUAUUCAACAUAAUUGUUAAAUAAACGAAAUAUCAAAUCGUCGAAGUUACACAGAAAACAACAUAAGUUCUCGCAAUAUGAACUAAGUACCUACACCUCACCGAGCUUAGAAGUUAUACUUACAGUAAAUUAUGUAAGUAUAUUGAAGUAAGUAGUAAAAGUGACCGUAAUUACAAGGCAGUGGGUCGUCUAAUAGGGACUGACUUUAGUUUCUGACCAUUUUUAUUGUUACACAUAUUUUUAUACCUACCUAAAAUAAAUAUUCGAAAAAUAAA